AUCGAUAUACGAUUGCAUGGUGGCGAAAAACCUAUUACGAUAGACAUCCCUAUUUCUAAUUUGCGGCGUGCGGAAGAAAAUCGGAAAAGCAGCGAAGCGCACAGUGAACGCCAACGGCAAACUCUUACCAGUACGAUCCUUGCGCGUGUUUUUUUUGUUUAGUGUAUUGAGUGAAACGUCAAAAAAAACAAACAAACAUAAAACCCCCAAGAAGCAGCGCCCAAAGCGAACACGCAAAAAAAUCAAGUACGCAUCGUAAAGAGGAGCAGAAGACAAGAAGCAGAAGUUGCAGUAGAGCCAACAUAAAAGUGAUUACGCAUAUUUCAUCGAGCAGCGAGCCAGCCUGAGUGAGGAAGAGAUCGAUCCCGCCAUCAUGAGCAAGAAGCCGACAGCCGGACCGGCGCUCCACAAGGUCAUCAUGGUGGGCAGCGGCGGCGUGGGCAAGUCCGCCCUCACACUCCAGUUCAUGUACGACGAGUUCGUCGAGGACUACGAGCCCACCAAGGCCGAUAGCUAUAGGAAAAAGGUUGUGCUGGAUGGCGAAGAAGUACAAAUAGAUAUAUUGGACACGGCCGGUCAGGAGGACUACGCCGCCAUCAGAGACAAUUAUUUUCGCAGCGGCGAGGGUUUCCUCUGUGUCUUCUCCAUCACGGACGACGAAAGCUUCCAGGCUACCCAGGAAUUCAGAGAACAAAUCCUGCGGGUGAAGAACGACGAGAGCAUACCCUUCCUGCUGGUGGGCAACAAGUGCGAUCUGAGCGACAAGCGGAAGGUGCCGCUGAGCGAGUGCCAGUCGCGGGCGCAGCAGUGGUCGGUGCCCUACGUGGAGACCUCGGCCAAGACGCGCGAGAACGUGGACAAGGUAUUUUAUGAUCUAAUCAGGGAUAUUUCAUCGCGUAAAAAACAACGUCAGACGGACGUGAAACAGCCGCCGAAGCCCAAUUCUCAUUGCUGCCAAUUGCUGUAGGAUGGAACAAACAAAAAAAAAUAUACUAAAAUAUACAAUUAAAACAUGAAACAAGCAACAACAACCACACGAUGAACAACAAAACAACUGCAGCAGCAAACAACAACAACAACGGCCACACGGAUAUAAAAAAAAAUCAACUGGAAAAGAAUACAUAAGAAAAACAUAAAAAAAAAAAACAAAGAACGAUAUGUUAAUAAAUAAUUAACUUAGACUAAAAACACCACAAGAACACCACACAGCAGAGAAUAUCAAAAUUAUUUGCGACACUCAAGAAAAAGAUAGGGAAAAGCAUUGUAUUUCGAGUAACUUGCAUUGUAAUAUACAUAAACUAUAUUAUUUAGGCAACAAGAUGAUAGAUAUCCCAAACAAACAAACAAAAAAAAACACCAUCAAGAUCAUUGAUAUCAGCACACAGGUGGCAGUUUUUGAAGAAUCUGUCGUUGGGUUUUCGUUACUUCCUCCCUUGAUUUCCAAAUUUUUGUAUUUUCCUACAAUCUGCUACAAAUGUUGAAACUAAAUUACAAAAUAAUAAAAGUGAAUGAAUAAAGCGCAGGCUUAUUAAUGUAAUCGAUCUUAGAACGCCUAAAAUAUGCAAUUUAAUAAAUGCUAUAAUAUGUCUCUUGUUUACUUCUAUAUUGCGUGCAUAUAUAUUAUUAUACACUAUUAUUAUUAUUCUUUUUUUUUGUAAUUUAAAAUUAAAUAGCAAAAUGCAAACAAACAAAAAGAAAACACAACAAGAAACCACACAGAAAAGCUUUUUAUAAAUACAUCUAAAUAUAUAAUUAAACGUAUACAAAAUAGUCUAAAGUAAAAACAAAACACACAACACUUUAAACACUAGAAAUGGGAAAGUAUCUCCAAUUAUAAUUGUAAACGAAAUGAAUCGAAACAAAUUUUUAUGGCAAUUUUUGUAAUUUUUUUAACUGAAAGCAAAACGAUUAGAAAGAUAUAUAAAUAAUAUAUUGAAAAUGAAAGUAAUCGAGAAGCCGACUAUACACUUGUGAGAAACUUGGAGACUUUCCUCCACCAAUGGUUAUUUUCUUUCAUUCUCAAUCACAUUUAAACAUCCAAUAUAGAUAUUUUUGGCCCGCAUAGCUCUUUUCAGAUAUAUGCGGCUACUACUCUACCGAUUGAUUUGCUUAUUUGUUUACUUUUGUAAAACUGCAUUCUGUAUUGUACUGUUUAAGAUAUUAUUAUUAUGGUAAAUAUUAUUAUUAAAUAUAUAAGUUAUAUACGCAAUUAUUUGAUGGAUGGUUCCAGUUUUGUAUCAAGCAUUUCCCAAUCUCCUAUGUUUUCUUCGUCAAAUGUGUGAAAAAUUGUUACUAAAUCUAAACAGACACGUGUACACUUAAAAAAAGAAAAACAAAAAAACAAAACAACAAAAAAAUGCUACGACACUCGAACACUCUUCUCUUCCACGUCCACACACACACUCGCUCACGUCAUCUUUCCAAAA
This is a messenger RNA of Drosophila ananassae, 2426 nucleotides long. RefSeq names its product ras-related protein Ral-a (gene Rala). The transcript is spliced from 5 exons. Gene Ontology annotation, molecular function: GTPase activity; GDP binding; GTP binding. Gene Ontology annotation, cellular component: plasma membrane. The record is from RefSeq and is a predicted model, not a curated record. Lineage: Eukaryota; Metazoa; Arthropoda; Insecta; Diptera; Drosophilidae. Gene Ontology annotation, biological process: Ras protein signal transduction. The coding region runs from base 374 to 967 and encodes 197 amino acids.